Messenger RNA from Pelodiscus sinensis (Chinese soft-shelled turtle), 2038 nucleotides. The record is from RefSeq and is a predicted model, not a curated record. Lineage: Eukaryota; Metazoa; Chordata; Testudines; Trionychidae.
UGCAGGGGCAUGCAGCCCAGGGAAAUCCCUUCCUGACUGUACAGUUCUCCCACCCCAAGCAAAAGGCUGGAGCACCGCCGGUGUAACGGUAACCUGCAGGCCUUGCUGCUUGAAGCUUCCAUUUUUUUCCCCCGGGUCACUUUCUGAGCCCAACUCCAUUGCCACCAUCCUGGUGUUAAAAUUGUGUGUUUGGAAUGGCAUGCACCUGCUGCCUCAAACAACCCCUCUUUCCCCAGAGCCCCGAGAUCUCCAUUGUGGACAAUGUGCUGUAUUUCAAAGCCCAGGGUCACGGUGCCAAGGGGGACAAUAUAUAUGAAUUUCAGCUUGCAUUUCUAGAACCAGUCAAGCCUCAAUUGGUGUACAAAGUGACUCAAAGGCAAUUGAACAUCACAGUGCAGAAAAAAGAAAGCAACUGGUGGGAAAGACUCACCAAACAGGAGAAGCGCCCGUUGUUCCUAACGCCUGAUUUUGAUCGCUGGCUAGAUGAGUCGGAUGCUGAAAUGGAACUCAAAGCAAAGGAAGAAGAAAGGAUUAACAAAGUGAGAAUUGAGUCCAGAGUCCCUAAAGACCCUUUCAGACAGCUGAAGAGAGGAUAUUUGUUCAUGUAUAAUCUUGUGCAGUUUUUGGGGUUCUCCUGGAUUUUUGUGAAUAUGACAGUUCGCCUGUUUAUCUUAGGAAAAGAUUCCUUCUAUGAUACAUUUCACACCAUUGCUGACAUGAUGUAUUUCUGUCAGACGCUAGCAUUUAUGGAGAUCCUGAAUUCACUAGUAGGAAUUGUCAGGUCACCGUUUGUACCUUCAUUAGUCCAGGUACUGGGAAGAAAUUUUGUCUUGUUUAUUGUUCUUGGAAAUGUGGAGGAAAUGCAAAGCAAAGCUGUGGUGUUCUUUAUAUUUUACUGCUGGAGUAUUAUUGAGAUAUUCAGGUAUCCGUUCUACAUGCUUUCCUGCAUUGGUAUAGAAUGGAAAUUACUAACUUGGAUCCGAUACACCAUCUGGAUUCCUCUCUACCCUUUAGGAACAUUGGCAGAAGCUGUCUCUCUGAUUCAGGCCAUUCCACUCUUCAAUGAAACAGGGAAGUUUAGUUUCACGCUGCCAUAUCCGCUGAGCAUCACAAUCAGAUUUUCAUUCUUUCUUCAAAUCUACCUUAUAAUGUUAUUUUUAGGAGUGUUUGUGAACUUACGGCACCUCUACAAGCAAAGGAGGCAGCACCUUGGAUCAAAAAAGAGAAAGAUAAAGUAAAGCAGACACUGCAGUGUUUUCCUAGAUCUAACUUAUCUUAACGACAGGCGCGUCUAAUUUUUACAAUUUUACCUAUUAUAAUAAUGGAAAGGAUUUUGUACAGCUAAACGAUCAUGUUAGAUUUCAUAUUGAUUCUUCAGAUAGCAUUCCCAUACACUCUUCCGUCAUAUAUGCAUGAUACUUAAUGUUGAGCAAUGGCAAUAUUUAAAUGUUUCCAAUUAGUUACCAUGUUAUACAAAGAAAUCCUAUUAUCUGUGUAUAAUGUGCUUACCAAGAAACUGAACAGCAUUGAUUGGGAGUAGAAUGGUUAUUUUUAAUUGGGUAUUGGGUCUCUUUCAGAUAUUAUUGAAUGCAGAUAGGGUUUGUGAUGCUGGGGUAUAUUUCAGACCAUCUACUUCCUGCUAUAUGAAACUGACUAGGAAGGGCCUGAGGAGCAGAGACCAAGGGCAGCAUGGAGAGUGAAUUUAUUAAUGGUCAGUGCUCGGUCUGCUUUUUCUCAGCAGGCUUUUGCUGAUAAAUGUAAGCCUGAGAGCAACUAGUAUCAGCAUUGGUCACUACCAGCUUGUUUUUAAUGCGUGAAUGAUAGGAAGGCUUAAUCUCCACACCCCUCCAUGGAAUAGAAAUACGUUGUGGUAUUCAGUGUCCCCUGUCUGGCUGCAUAUGUCCUACUGACUCCUUCAGAUUUCCCUCACCAGUUGACAUAGCUGCUAUUUUUACACUAACUACCCUUCCAGAUGGUGAGAAUUUAAACGCCCACCCUUAACCACUGGAAAACCAGGAAAUGUAGGGUUGAGGUUCCC